Molecule: messenger RNA, 1986 nt
Organism: Ustilago hordei
Lineage: Eukaryota; Fungi; Basidiomycota; Ustilaginomycetes; Ustilaginales; Ustilaginaceae
Exons: 1
Coding region: 1-1986 (661 amino acids)
Biological process (GO): sodium ion export across plasma membrane; regulation of membrane potential; proton export across plasma membrane
Cellular component (GO): plasma membrane
Molecular function (GO): sodium:proton antiporter activity
Source: RefSeq, a predicted model, not a curated record
AUGAGGCUCGACCUCGAGAUCACCGCUCUCAACCUACUCUGCACAUCCUUCGGUCUCUUCUUUAUCGCGUACGGCACCUUCUCCUAUCUCAUUAAGGAGAGGCUCUUUCUCGGCGAAGCACCUCUUGCUGUCGUCAUUGGCAUCGGACUUGGUCCCUACGGGCUCGGAGGCAUCUUCAAUUGGGCAUCAAAAGAGACCGACAUCGAUGAGGUAUCUCUAGGAUUAUGUAGGGUGGUUAUUGGCAUCCAGCUCACGCUGGUGGGUGUGCAGCUUCCGUACAAGUAUCCAUGGAUCGAGAUCCGCAGCUUGGCCGUGCUGCUUCUGCCAAUUAUGACUGUCAUGUGGCUCUCGACUACGCUUUGCAUCUGGCUUGUCAUACCCUCCUUGCCGGUGCUAGCUGGACUUGUUAUUGCGACAUCAGCCACACCUACUGAUCCAGUGCUGUCAAAUGCCAUCGUCAAAGGUGCAUUUGCAGAUCAGUACGUCUCUCCUCGCAUCCGCAACCUCAUCUCGGGGGAGAGUGGCGCCAACGACGGGUUCGGUUACCCAUUCCUCUUCCUUGCCGUCCAUCUUCUCAAGCUAGAGACAACCACUGAAGCCCUUACAGCCUGGCUCCUCGAAACGUGCCUCUAUACUGUCGGAGGUGCCGUCAUCUACGGUAUCGUUGUCGGCUACCUUUGCCGCAAGUUCAUCGAGUUCUCAACUGAUCACAAUUUCAUCGACAAGGAAAGCUUCUUAUUGUACGGUGCAGCCAUGGGAGUCUUCAUCAUCGGAUCAGGUGGAGUCAUGCAGAUUGAUGACCUACUAGCAGCUUUUGUCGCCGGCAAUGCGCUGUCAUGGACCGACUUCUAUCGCGAGCAAUGCGAGGAGUCUGAGGUCGAUAACUGUCUUGACUUGCUCCUCAACCUCGUCUUCUUCAGCUUCCUCGGCGCCACCAUUCCAUGGGACUCGUUCAAUGAUCCCGAGAACGGCGUCACACCAGGCAAGCUUGCGCUGAUGUGCAUUCUCGUUCUGCUCUUCCGUCGGCUGCCAGCGAUGUUGGCAUUCUACCGCUUCGUACCAACGCUGCACGACGUUUCAGAGGCUUGCUUCAUCGGUUACUUUGCCCCGAUUGGUGCCGGUGCGCUGUUCUACCUUGGCGUCAUCUUGGACGAGUUUAAGCCAGACGACCCUUCACCGGUCGCAAAACGCAUUCGAGUACUAGCCAAGCCGGUCACCUACGCACUCAUCCUUUCAUCCAUCAUCGGUCACUCGCUCGCCAUUCCACUCGUCAAGGCCGCGUUCGAGUAUUUCAACGUCAAAUCCAUCAAGCUCGACGGCGAGUCGGACAUCAGCGCUGACGAGGACAACAAGCAGCAAGACCAAGAUGACGAUGACCAAGAAGAGGAAGGCGGAGCAGCCGGAGAGGAAAAUGACAUUCUUCGAGCACGCGGUUACGCUCGACCCAUUCGAAACCGUCGCGAGGAGAUGUCGGUUGAAGACGAGUACGAGCAUGGCGAGCACCGCGAUCGAGACAGACGCUACUCUCAACAGUCUACUGACUCGCGACGCAGUUCGCGUGCUGCUGACAGCAGCGAGCAUUCCGAAUCGUACCACCACUCGACGAUUCAUCGUCCCGAGAACAAGCAGCGUCGUGCUAGCCAUAGAGAAGAUCCGGAAUCCGGUGGUGCUUAUCACCGUGAUGGAUCUUGGGAUAAGCGUGCAUCAUGGCGCGUGUCGAGCGGCCACAAACUGGGCCCACACCAUCGACUUAGGAGGAACGAACAGACAGGUCAGCUCGAGCUCGACCCAAGAAUGUACACAGUCGAGCAUGGGGCACCCGUCCACGGGCAUGCGAGAAGAAGAGGUAGACGCGACGGAAGAAGUACGAGUCGAGGUCAGCGUAGGACAAGCACUGCUGAAGAGGACCAGCAGAAUCUGUUGGAGCAAGGUCGAAGCAACGCGAAUGGUCAGGGUGGAUCGUAUGGCAGCAUCAGCCAUCAUUGA